AUGAAUACUGAUGUAUCUCUUACUCGACUAUUGAACGAUAAUAUGCAUCAAAUAAAAACGAGAUUUGAUUAUUUGGUCGUUUAUUUUCAUCGGUGGUUAUUAGGAAAAGAUUUUUUUCCAAUUAAUAAGAACCAGGUAUGGAUUAUAUGUUUUUCAAAUAUACAAUCCGAUGGUUCAAUAUUACUUGAGUACCGAAAGGAUGAUAUCAAUGUAUCAUUUUUAUUGCUUAAUACAGGAAACGUACUUGAUAUAUCUGUUCAAGCAAGUGGUCAAGGAAGUGAAUAUCAAACUACAAUGCAAAGCAUUGUCAUUGAUCAAUAUGUUCAAGAAAAUAGUGGUAAUUUUAGUUAUAAAGAUAACGAAUUACCUGAUCUUCGAGAUCGUUUACGCAAAAAGUUUUAUAAUGUAACAUCAUUAAUCAAACAAAAAAUGAUACAUGCUUCAACUGAUACAAGUCGGCCAUCAUCAAUGCCAGUUACGACCGUUGAUGCUAAAGGAUAUUCAAAUUCUUGUGUUCCUAAACCAUCAACAUUGUCAUCUGCUAGUGAUUUUAUGGAAAAAGAUUAUUAUCGAAUUCUGGGUGUACAUCGAAGAGCAUCAAAUCGUGAUAUAAUAUCGGCUUAUCAGCAACUUGCUUCUGAAUUUCAUCUGAGUCGAAAUCCAACUGAUUUUAAUGAUCUUGGAGAAGCGUAUGAUGUAUUAAUUGAUAGUAACAAACGCGGUAUUUAUGAUAGAUAUGGUAUUCAAGGUUUAAAAACUGGUGUACUAAUAGGACCAAACAAUGAAUUGACUGAACGUUAUGUAUUUCAUGGUGAUGAUUUAUAUGCAAGUGCAUAUGCACGUGCUGCUGAACCAGCUGCUCAUGAUCUAAAAAGAAAACAUGGUGCACCAUUAUACCGUGAUCUUGAAGUUUCACUUGAAAAUUGUUAUUAUGGUGGAACGUUUGAUGUUACAAUUACACGACGAGUAAUGCUUGUUGAUGGUACAUCAACUACUCCUCAAAAAGUUGUUCCAAUAACCAUUGAGCGUGGCUGUCUACCAGUUAUAAGAGAUCUAGAACAUCCACGUUUUCGUCGUGAAAAUGUUGAUCUUAUUUAUAAAGCUACAAUAAGUUUAGAAGAAGAAUUAACAGGUACAAAAUUAUAUAUUCAACAUCUUGAUGGAAGACAACUUGAAGUGCCCAUCAAUGAAAUUGUUGCAUCGGGAUUGAAACAACGCAUACCUAAUGAAGGUAUGCCAUCAACAUCAAAUCCCGGUGCAUAUGGAGAUUUGAUUAUUGGAUUUUCAUUUUAA
Messenger RNA from Rotaria socialis, 1293 nucleotides. The record is from the annotation of a GenBank genome assembly. NCBI's taxonomy places the organism in Eukaryota, Metazoa, Rotifera, Eurotatoria, Philodinida, Philodinidae.